Messenger RNA from Alternaria burnsii, 405 nucleotides. RefSeq lists its product as uncharacterized. The record is from RefSeq and is a predicted model, not a curated record. The transcript has a single exon. Lineage: Eukaryota; Fungi; Ascomycota; Dothideomycetes; Pleosporales; Pleosporaceae. Bases 1 to 405 code for a protein of 134 amino acids.
AUGUCACUGUUAGCGCACGACUCGCUCCCUCCAGCCCAACCUCCAACUUCACGCUCUCGCCUCCACGUUCUCAACGUCCGCAUCCAGACACGUGGAACAAAAAACUCAUACUCGCACGGUCUUCGUUCUCUGGCUACGACACUGUGGUUGUUUUUUGACGUUGACCCGCGUUCGCAGACAGCCGCAAAGGUAGCCAGCAGCGCCCAAUGCUGUCUUAGCCAACUACAAUCGCGUAUAGCCCCUGUAAGGAGCACUCCCGUUCCUCUCGUCAAAAUGCCGGUUCUCAGCUCACAACCCCUGGACCGCUCGGUUGAAAUCUCCCGGAAGCGGCUUAUCGUCUUGCCGGGGCCCUCUUUUGAUGUUCCUGGAGUACCUGAACAGGGUAAUUCGAGUCAGUUCAUGUAG